Nanorana parkeri is the source of this 1442-nucleotide messenger RNA. RefSeq names its product zinc finger B-box domain containing (gene ZBBX). Gene Ontology annotation, biological process: cilium movement. The record is from RefSeq and is a predicted model, not a curated record. Gene Ontology annotation, cellular component: motile cilium. The transcript has 13 exons. Gene Ontology annotation, molecular function: zinc ion binding. NCBI's taxonomy places the organism in Eukaryota, Metazoa, Chordata, Amphibia, Anura, Dicroglossidae. The annotation marks the transcript as partial.
UUUUUAGACUGUGAAAGAAGUGCCUUCUGCUGAUAUCAUGAGCAGCGAUUUUGUUAUACUUCCUCCUGCAAAGAGUGGGAACUCUGUCAGAUUAAAAACAAAGAAUAUCAGAGAACUUCGGACGGAAACAAUACAGCUUGAGAUGCAGAAUCAGGAAAUGGAGCAGAAGCUUAUCCAGUUGCGCCAGAGCAUGAGCAGAGAGAAAGAGGAGCGGGAACGAUCCAAUGGAUACCGUUGGAAAUCUGGGCAAAUUGGAAAUCAGACUCAGAACUACAAAAAGGAAACCAUUGACAAGGCUUCUUCGGGGAAAGUGAAGCUAAAAGUCCUCAAAAAUCCAAUUUCAGAGCCUGAGAAACUGAAGACAUCAAGGCCUGAAGAUAUGCCAACCACUGAGAAACCUAGAUUAAAGGGCAAAGCUUGUGGACAAUGUGAAAAGAAAAGUGCAUUACUGAUGUGUUUGGAGUGUGGCGAGGAUUACUGUGCUGUAUGCUUUGCAAAAAUUCACCAGAAGGGGGCAUUGAAGCUACACAGAUCUACGCCCAUCCAGGGGAAAUCUCAAGAUGGCAAAUUACAUGCUUUGCAUGCCUUCAGAAAAGAACUGAAUGUUGAUGAGUCCAGAGGAAGACUUGAAAAAGACAAGCAUAUUACUGGCCAGACAAUCUCAGCUGGAUUUACUUCCUUUGAGUGGAAGGGAGAAGUUGGUGAAGAGGGUUUUAGCUCAGAGGCGAGAAAUGUGUCUUUUCCGGACAACUCUGGGUCAUUACUGCAUGGAAGCUUUAAUGAAGAGGAAUCUGCAAAAUAUUUUAAUGAAGCUUUAUUGGAAUGGAGAAAUCAAACUCUAUCCAAACCACAACCUCUCAGUACCACUGAAACUGGCACAGAUUCUUCUGACAAUUCAGCAGUUCAGACUGUUCCGACUGUAUUAGGAAAUCCAUUCCAAGUUGAAUUUAAAGACAACAGCUUAAGUUACAUGGAGACAUUGAUGUUGAAAAAACACAGAAGAACUCCAGUUAAUUGGUUCCCAAGAAAACAGAUGGAUAAAAUGAUAUAUUCGCCACCUGUAUCUGAGAAUGAACUAGAUGUGUGCAAUGAUUUGACAGCUGAAGAAAUGGAAGCUCAUGAACAUUACGUGGCUUUGUUCAGAGCAGAAGAACAUGUCAGGAACAACGUGAUGCAUGAACCCGCUUUAAAGAUUGUAGAGCUGGAUAAGGAACCAGAAAGAGGGCUUGAAGAGACGAAACAUUUCUUGGUGACAGAUGUAGAAAUCAUCGGAAGGCCUCUGGAGCCUGGAAAUCAGAAACAGCCAUUCAGUCCUGCCAAAUUGUCUUCCAAGUCACCUAUUUAUUCUGUAGUGACACAGAGAAGUGCUCCUUUGCCAUCAACUUACUGUGUCGAUAAAGAAGAACCUAUAAAGUCUUUCCAGGAUAAAACUGGCGUAAAAG